This is a messenger RNA of Bursaphelenchus okinawaensis, 566 nucleotides long. Lineage: Eukaryota; Metazoa; Nematoda; Chromadorea; Rhabditida; Aphelenchoididae. The record is from the annotation of a GenBank genome assembly.
AUGGCUUGUGUUUUGGCUUCGAAAAUAGGAACAAUUGACUUGAGGGAAGUUGAAGAUGAAGCCAAAUGUUGGGAUGGACUAGUUGAUAGUAAGUUAUAUCUUGUUAUAGUUAAAAUGGAUGCUCAAACUAUUAUUAUUAGGUUGUUCACUUAAUUCUGCGCCCCUUUCUCAAAAUUAACUUGUAGGGUAUGGGGGCGCAAAAUUAUGUAAACAACCUAAUAUUAGGUGCCGACAUAAAGACCCCGCCAUACUUUUCCUGUAAUUUCCUCUAAAAAAUGGCUGGUUCUUUAUGUCGGCACAUAAUAUUAUAGUACAAAGUAAUAUUUAUAAAUGGUAAUCAACACAUAUUUUCAGCUUUGACCUACGUGACAGAGCAAACUGUAAAUCUAAAGGAACUUCGUUGUUAUAGCAGCAUACUGAACUUGACUACUAUAAAAAGCGAUGUUAUAGUAUAUAAAUUAGUGUUGUUUCUUAACGAUGAAUUAAAGAAAGAAAUCGAUUGUGUAAACUUAGAAGUACAUGCUAAUUCAGCUUCUGAAUUACAAGAUUUAUCGUUACUAACGUAA